Molecule: messenger RNA, 693 nt
Organism: Photinus pyralis (common eastern firefly)
Lineage: Eukaryota; Metazoa; Arthropoda; Insecta; Coleoptera; Lampyridae
Product: cytochrome b5-like
Exons: 2
Coding region: 124-501 (125 amino acids)
Cellular component (GO): intracellular membrane-bounded organelle; membrane
Molecular function (GO): heme binding
Source: RefSeq, a predicted model, not a curated record
CGAAAUUUGAUAAGUUUAAAACCCCACUAAUCCAAUUUGACAAGGCAAUUACAAGAACAGUUUCAUCAGUGUACCUAUAUAAUUCACUCGCUUCGCUCGGCCUGCACAUACCCGGUGGAAAAAAUGGCCCAGUUGCAGACUUUAACAAAUUCGCAAAUCGAACCGAUACGGUUCACUUCCCGGGUGAAAUUAUCGACGUCGCUUCCCGGUGAACGCAUCAUUACCUUGGAGGAGGUGUCCUGGCACGAUAACAUUUCGGACUGUUGGAUUGUCAUUUAUGAUCGAGUGUAUGAUGUUACUGACUUUUUGAGAGAGCACCCGGGAGGCCACGAUGUCCUUUUGGACUAUGCAGGCCGAGAUGGCACGUGCGCGUUUCGUGGUUCUGGUCAUAGCAAAGCAGCGUGCGAAGCCCUAAAGGAAUACCUGAUCGGGGAAUUGCCCAUGACAGAGCGCCUAUUUAGAAAACCAGAUGGAUUGAAGUUGAUCGACAUUCCGAAGUAAAUCACAAUAAUAGACUCAGUAUUAAUGCUAUCGUACCAGUAUUGAACAUGUUAUAUUUAUUUCUUCAGCUCAAUCUGUAGCCAUUUCAUUCCAAUAAGUAUCCACUACCUAUCAUUAGUAUUUGUAGAUGUACUAUUACCUCGCAAAAUAGCAUGAACUGCUAUAAAAUUAAUAAAAAUAAGUCUUUUUUAA